Molecule: messenger RNA, 261 nt
Organism: Pneumocystis murina B123
Lineage: Eukaryota; Fungi; Ascomycota; Pneumocystomycetes; Pneumocystales; Pneumocystaceae
Exons: 3
Coding region: 1-261 (86 amino acids)
Source: RefSeq, a predicted model, not a curated record
AUGUAUUCACAAGAAACUGGAAUAAUGUCAGCAAAAGAACACAAUUACGAAGGAAAAACAUCUCACAAAUUAUUUUGGAGGAUAUAUGCUCGACCUUUUGGAAAGGUUUUUCUUUUAGCAUCAAUUACAUAUCUUAGUCUUCAUUUUUUUUGGUGGCAUCUAUAUUCAGAAGAAAAAAAGAGGGAAAAAAAAGAGUAUCUUUUUCAGCUUGAAAAAACGCUUCAUGAACUGGCAUCAAAUUCUAAAUCCAAACCUGUAUAA